Messenger RNA from Drosophila serrata, 2947 nucleotides. RefSeq names its product RNA exonuclease 5 (gene Rexo5). Lineage: Eukaryota; Metazoa; Arthropoda; Insecta; Diptera; Drosophilidae. Gene Ontology annotation, molecular function: nucleic acid binding; exonuclease activity. The record is from RefSeq and is a predicted model, not a curated record. Gene Ontology annotation, cellular component: nucleus.
AAGCAGGCCCAGACUCAGUUGUAGGUCGACACAAUCGCCAGUUUCCCCAAAUCAUUUUUAUACAAAUUUCGUACAGCGCAGCCCAAAAUAUUUACAUUUUUAGUUCAAAGUUUUAAAGGUCCUCAGAAAAAAAAGGGGCUCGGGCUUCUUGUACGAGACAACCACCGGCAAAAUAUAAACUCCAAAAAAAUCACAAACGGUCACAAAAGCAAGCAAAAACACAUGAAUAUUGCCCCAAGAAAUUGCAAAAAAUAAUCUAGUAUCAAAAUUUUACCAUCAGACACAAUUAUUCAGUCAUCAAAAUUGGACGCGCAAGCUAAGAUAAUUCUGGGACCCAUCCUCCAGCUUCAACUUUAGUUCAAUUUGACGGACUAGGACUAGGACUAGAUCUCAGGAAGAUCGGCUGCAAGGGAAUGCACUGUACAAUCCCGUAUUGCCAGCUUAACCCAACCCAUAGGUGAUCUCUUGUCAUUUGGCGGCCGGACAUUAAAUAUGAUGUGGACUAGACUUGGUCUGCGUGGCAUUACCAGGUCGCAAAGCUUGCACGGAAGGCGUACGAAGAUGAAGGAACAGCUGUCUGCCAAGCAGCACGAGCGCAACGAGAAGAAGAAGAAGAAGCUGGCAGCGCUGGCCAAUUUAAUGGAGCUGAAUGACCGCGACCGCUUGCACGAGGCGGAGAUGGCCAGGAAACGUGACGCCGCUGAAGCAAAUAAGGACGAGGCCAAGACAGGGCCAACGGAGCAAAGCACCAACAACGCCGACGACGACGGCUUUGUCACUGUUCCCAGCAAGCGGAAGCACCGGAACCGCCACACAAUCCGGAACAGUCCGGCGAAGGAGGGGCCGGCCAACAAGAGUGAAGACCCCGACGAGCCGACGACCAAGCGAAGUCGCGAGGAUAUGGAGGCCGGCGGCGACAGUCGACCGGCUGAGGAGAUCAGUAUCCUCAGCCAGGAGCAGUACAAAUCACUGGCCGUGGAACUGCGUCGUCGCAAGCGGCAGCUGGAGGACGUUCCGGGCCUGCGGCUGAGGGAGAUGGGACAGCGCGCCUCCCUGGAGACGCCCCAGCAUGCGCGCACGCCCAUCUUCCUCACCGACAUCCAGCACCUGCUGAUGUCGGCGCUCAUUGGCCAGAAGAGCCCCUGCCGGCCGGAUCGGUGGUGCAGCGUCGAGAAGUGGCUCAGUCUGUCGCACAGCGUGGUGGUCAUACUGGAGGGCCUGUCCCUGUACCACUACCUGUCGAACGAGACCCAGUUCGAGGCCACCAAUCGGAUAUUCAACACCAAGCUGGAGAUGCUUCUUCCGCCGCAGGACGAGGGUCAGAUCAUCGACGAGAUUGCCCAGAUUCCCCUCACCAAUAUCCAAGCCAAGCGCCUUAUCGACGAGCACGGCUCCCUGGAAUCCGCCCUGGAGAUGAACAAGGAUCCCACGCUAUUCGUAAAAACCAUCUUUCCCAUCGGGAAUGGCAAUCAAAAGCACUCUAUCGGUGACCUCCAUCCGGACGACAAGUUUCCGCGCACGAAGCUCCUACUCUCCGCCCUGCAGAUGGUCGACGAGGGCUACCCGAUUCCCCUGUCCGGGGAGCUGCACAGUCGCUUCCGCAACUUCAAGUUCACCAAGAAGUCGUAUGAGCCGGUGACCAAUCGGAGUCCCAUGUUCGGCGUGGACUGCGAGAUGUGCAGGACGGUGGCGGGACUCAAUGAACUGACCCGUAUCUCCAUUGUGGACGAACAGUACAAGACGGUGUACGAGACACUGGUGAUGCCCGACAACCGCAUCUCGGACUACCUCACGCAAUACUCUGGCAUCACGGAGGACAUCAUGAAGAAGGUGACGAAGCGGCUGGACCAAGUGCAGACUGAGGUGUCAGCGCUGCUGCCCCCGGAUGCCAUUCUGGUGGGCCAGUCCCUGAACUCGGAUCUGAACGCCAUGCGGAUGAUGCACCCGUAUGUGAUCGACACCAGCGUGUGCUUCAACAUCUCGGGCGUGCGGCGGCGCAAGAGCAAGCUGAAGCACCUGGCCCAGACCUUCCUUCAGGAGACGAUCCAGGACAACAAGGAGGGUCACGACUCCAUUGAGGACUCACGCGCUACGCUAAAGCUAGUCAAGAUGAAGCUGGCCAAUAGCAUCGAGUUUGGCGACGAGAUCCUCACGCAGCAAAAGCGCCUGCAGGAGCUGGCCAACGCCUCCAGCGGCGACACCAUCAGCAAUAACCUCUUCGCCCACGUGGCCAAGCGGGACAAGAGGACGGCCAUCGUGACGGUGGGGGAUCUGGAGCCACGGCUCAAGGAGGUCAUCCAGCAAGCGGACGAGGCAUCGCCCAAGGAUCACAGCAAAGCAGUGCGAGUUCACGAGGUCGCCACGCCCAAGGAGGCGGUGCGCAAGGUCAACGAGAUCGCCCUGGAGAACGCCCUCACCAUUGCGAAUCUGCGGGUGCCCGAGCAGGACUUUGUGCUGGAUAACGCCGAGCGGAAUGCAGCCAAACUGGACAGGAUCAUCGAUCGGCUGUGGAACACGGUGGCCCACAACGGCCUCUUCCUCGUCCUCAUGGGCGGCUCCGCGGAGUGCACCAAGGGCGUGGCCAAGAUAGCCAUCAAGCGGCUGAACGGUUCGGAGCAGACCAGCGCGCCGAUCGGAAGUUAGGAAGUUAAGAAGCUAUGACAUGGACAUAUUCUCAUCCUGCUGUUGUUAUUUACCUCUCUGGGAGUUCGACUGCGACCAGCCGCACCACGUACGGUUUGUGGCCAGCCGGAAACCCAAGGCGUAAACAAAUUUGCCGUAUCAUCCCCUAGACAAGACAAGUCAACGAGACCCUUACCACAAUCACACACUCGGAACCUGCGCUACACGCAACGAUGUAUCAUGAAGAUAAAAUUCUAAAUGGAAAGAACGUCACUUAAAAAUCAAUAAAAAAUUUUAGACUUAUCUUUUUCAUAAAGAAAUCUCA